AUGAAGCUCGUCAUUUUCCUCUCAGCCUUGUUUGGCGUGGUUGCCCUGGCCAACCCAGUGCCAGAGGAACAUUCCCUCGAGGCUCGCCAAGACAGUACCAGUGAUAGUUGUUGGGGACCUUCUACGAGCAGCUGUGAUGGCGGUACCUGGGACGGAGACCCAUGCUGCCCUAGAAAGUAA
Molecule: messenger RNA, 180 nt
Organism: Talaromyces proteolyticus
Lineage: Eukaryota; Fungi; Ascomycota; Eurotiomycetes; Eurotiales; Trichocomaceae
Exons: 2
Coding region: 1-180 (59 amino acids)
Source: RefSeq, a predicted model, not a curated record